AUGAGAAAGUUAGACAAGCGGAAAAAUACACGGGAUAGGUCUCACGACCGUCAUAAGAUACCCCGAUUGGAAAUUGAAGCCUUGAGAAGCAAACUCAUCUCGAAUAUGACCGAGACAUGUGGUGGCGUGGUCAACACGUUUAACGAGGACGCCAUGACAGUAUGGAAUACCAGCGCAGUACAACAUGGAUAUUCAUAUCCUGAUCCUAGGCUAGAAAGUUGUAGUCGACCUUGUAGUUAUAAUGGAAAAACCUAUGAAUAUUGUAAGGUGGGCACGCAAGACAUAUUAUUAAUUCUAAGAAAGCAGUUUUAUAAUCAUUCAAGAAAAGUUCUCCAAGAUACACUUCUCUGUCGUUAUAUGUGUGUUAUGAUGGCUAAACGACACAGGGAAAGUAAAGAAAUCCGGGCGAGAAAAGCAACAGUUUGCUACAUGUCAAAGUCUGUCAAAAAUGGGGUUCGAGUUUGUAAAGGAUUUUUUGCUGUUAUUUUUGGUAUACCAUACAAUCGUCUCACAACAGUUGCAAAGGUUUUGGAGACGGAUGCAUUCCUAAUGAAAAAAGGGAAGGGGAUAGGAAGUCCCAGAAAAGCGCAACUAAAAAAGGAAAAAGUACCAGAUUUCAUAGUGAAAAAAUUGUAUAGAAUGUAUAUUAAAAAAUGUGCGCCCAACGACUGGGUCUCUUAUGAUAUGUUUGGAAAUGUCUUCAUACAUGAUUUUAAUAUUGGUUUCUCAUUCCCUCCCUCCGAUGUGUGCUCCAAGUGUACAAGGUUAAAAGAGCAGUUAAAACAAAGUAAUGACCCAGAAAAGAAAAACAAUAUUAUACUGGAAUACCGCAUGCACAAAAAAAUAGCCAAUACUUUCUAUGAACUUUGCCGUGAAAAUCCAGACAAUAGUAUUACUUCAACAGGUUCAGCCUCUUCCCCGUACACCUAUUGGAGAUGCCUUCUAUGCUCAUAA
This is a messenger RNA of Psylliodes chrysocephalus, 954 nucleotides long. Lineage: Eukaryota; Metazoa; Arthropoda; Insecta; Coleoptera; Chrysomelidae. The record is from the annotation of a GenBank genome assembly.